AUGCUAAAAGUUGGAAGGGAAAGAGCUCAUUUUCACAAUUUCCUUUUUUUUUCCCUCACAGUGCACGUAAAGGCAGGAACAUGCGAGGUAAUUGCUGCCCACCGCUGCUGCAACAAGAACAAGAUUGAGGAGAGAUCUCAGACUGUCAAAUGCUCCUGUUUCCCUGGCCAGGUUGCCGGCACCACUCGGGCGAUGCCCUCCUGUGUUGAUGCCUCCAUUGUAGCCCAAAAGUGGUGGUGUCAGAUGCAGCCGUGUAUGGAAGGUGAGGAGUGCAAGGUUCUACCGGACCUCACGGGAUGGAGCUGCAGCACGGGCAACAAAGUCAAGACCACAAAGGUAACCCGAUAGUCCUGCUCAUCUCAAGUCAAAAAGAAAAGAACCCGGCAAAGUUAUUUACUCAGCACAAUGAACUCGUCAACCUUUGAGGAUGUGCACUCAGAUGGAUUUCUAUGUGGAACCAGCAAUUGCUUGAUCUUUCCAAGGACAGCUGGGAACUAGUGGCUGGAGAAACGGGACUCUAACACUGCUUGCCGUCGCGUUAAACAUGGUUGACUUUCCUGGAUCAUCUACAGCAAAGGACUAUGUUACCCACAAUCCUUUCAUGCUACGAAAAAAAUGAACAAGUUCUAUGACUUAAACAUAGUUAGAUAACAGUCAGAUCAUCUUUCCAGAAGCUCCUGUUGCUUAUCUGACGUUUCUGGACAAGUUGUACUCCCCAUACAUUGUUGGAACAACGAUAAAGAAUCCUUUUAACAGAGCCCUUAAGUACAAAGCGUCACAAAAAAAUGGCUAUUAAUCCAUAAUACUUGCCUCAUGUAGUAUUGGUGACAUAUUCAAAUUUACGUGUGCCACAUACAACCUGCUUAAUGCUGUCAAAAAAUAAUCCUUGAUCUCUUUUUUUUUCUUGUUUAUUCUUUUCUUUUUCUACACUGUAACAAUAUUUUACCAUGAGCGGGUUGUGGCUUACCACAUGCCAUUUUUUUAAACGCAGUUUGUCUUUUUUCUGCUUUUUAUUUUUACAGAGGCGAGGUUAGACUAAUACAAAACUAGAUGUUAUGGUAUAUUGAAACAUGUAAACAUAUAAAAAAAAAACAGCAAAAGAGAAAGUAUGGAAUGAAUGAAAUUAAUGGGGCUAGAAAUAAAUUGAUGCUCUAAUAAUUUUAAUAUCUGUGUUUUUAAAAAAACGCCUGUUAACUGCUAUUGAGUACAUGUGUCAGUAUUAUAUGAAAUGAAUAAAACCUUUCAAAAAAGGA
This is a messenger RNA of Poecilia latipinna (sailfin molly), 1253 nucleotides long. Its product is annotated as protein FAM19A2-like. The coding region runs from base 1 to 348 and encodes 115 amino acids. The record is from RefSeq and is a predicted model, not a curated record. The transcript is spliced from 3 exons. Gene Ontology annotation, molecular function: receptor ligand activity. NCBI's taxonomy places the organism in Eukaryota, Metazoa, Chordata, Actinopteri, Cyprinodontiformes, Poeciliidae.